Molecule: messenger RNA, 963 nt
Organism: Fraxinus pennsylvanica
Lineage: Eukaryota; Viridiplantae; Streptophyta; Magnoliopsida; Lamiales; Oleaceae
Source: the annotation of a GenBank genome assembly
AUGGCGCCCAAGGUUUCCAAGGCUGAAAAGAAAAUCUUGUACGACUCAAAGCUAUGCCAGCUUCUGGACGACUACACGCAGAUUCUGGUGGCGGCGGCCGACAACGUCGGAUCGACCCAGCUGCAGAACAUUCGGAAGGGUCUGAGGGGUGAUUCUGUGGUUCUGAUGGGUAAAAACACCAUGAUGAAGAGGAGUAUUAGGAUUCACUCUGAAAAGACUGGCAACACGGCCAUUCUUAAUCUAAUUCCCCUUCUUGUUGGAAAUGUUGGAUUGAUCUUUACUAAGGGUGACUUGAAGGAAGUUAGCGAGGAGGUUGCUAAGUACAAGGUUGGAGCUCCAGCUCGUGUUGGUCUAGUCGCUCCUGUAGAUGUUGUUGUCCCACCUGGCAACACUGGACUUGAUCCAUCCCAGACUUCUUUCUUCCAGGUUCUCAACAUUCCAACAAAGAUUAACAAGGGUACUGUAGAAAUUAUCACUCCUGUCGAGCUUAUCAAGAAGGGCGACAAAGUGGGUUCUUCUGAAGCUGCUUUGCUUGCAAAACUUGGAAUCAGGCCCUUCUCUUACGGUCUCGUUGUCCUCUCGGCUUAUGACAAUGGAUCUGUUUUCAGCCCUGAGGUGCUUGAUUUGACAGAAGACGACCUCAUUGAGAAGUUUGCAAUGGGAGUUUCCAUGGUUACGUCCUUGUCACUAGCCAUCUCAUACCCAACACUAGCAGCUGCACCUCACAUGUUCAUCAAUGCAUACAAGAAUGUUUUGGCAGUUGCAGUUGAAACUGAUUACUCCUUCCCACUGGCAGAUAAAGUGAAGGAAUACCUUGAGGAUCCCACCAAGUUUGCAGUUGCAGCGGCUCCAGUUGCAGCUGAUGAUUCAGGUGCUGCACCUGCUGCUGCCAAGGAAGAGGAGAAGAAGGAUGAACCGGCUGAGGAAUCCGAUGACGACAUGGGCUUUGGUCUCUUUGACUAG